AUGACACCUUCACCUCUACAUGAAACUGGAACGUCACCUCAUGGAGGUACAUCAGCUCCAGAGCUGUUCAAUUACUCGGAAGAUGAAGAUGACGAAUGGAUGCCUUUCCGCCGAUCUGCCCCCGACUUGGGGCACUUCAUUGGUAAGCACAACGACAGCCAGCCACCUCAAGGCGAAGAUUGCUUUGAAGCUGCUUAUUGUCUUAAGAAAGAAAUUCACUCUCCUUGUUUCGCCUAUAGACCAACUGUGCUGUUGCUGCGUGACGACGCCUCCGCUGUGUUCAGUUUGGGCUGUGGCGACGGCCGCUUCAUCAUCGAGUGCUGCCGGCUAACGAGCUGUUCAGGCGUUGGUGUGGAGCUCGACAGUUCAUUGUUCGCUAGAGCGAAGCGUAAUGCCUCGAGAGUUGAGGGCAUUCGUGCCAGUUUCAUACAGUGCGAUUUCAUAGCCUCAACGCUGGAUUUGUCGGAGGCGACGCUUCCUCUAUCUCCUGCCGGAGGCUCUGCAGCUGCUGCUGCCAAAACUCUGCCACCUUGCGCGGACCUCUACUGCCCUGCGGUGUAUCGUAUCUAUAUGCUGGGCGCUGCCUUCGGUGUCCGCCUCAAUUCAUAA
This is a messenger RNA of Eimeria maxima, 609 nucleotides long. RefSeq names its product Histone methylation DOT1 family protein (Precursor), related, related. The record is from RefSeq and is a predicted model, not a curated record. The coding region runs from base 1 to 609 and encodes 202 amino acids. The transcript has 5 exons. Lineage: Eukaryota; Apicomplexa; Conoidasida; Eucoccidiorida; Eimeriidae.